GGAUCCCGGGGUCACCGAGGAGGCCUGGGCUGAGACGGAUGGUGCUGGGAUCCGGACACUUGUCCUCAGAGAAAUCACUUCCCCUCUUGGGGCUGCGGUUCCCAUAUUUGUGCAGUGGGCAGAGAGAGUGACAGCCAAGUCCUGUGCAGCAGGAGGGGGGACUCAUCAGGAGAGGGCUGGGGGUGUUGAGGGUUGGUGCUGGGCCACUCGAGGGGAGCAGAGGUCAGCUGAGGGCCAUCGCCCCUCUGGGAGCUGCAUCUCUCCUUUAGCCCCACUUUCCAGCCCGACCAACUGAGGAUCCAUAGUUCACUGACUUUCCCAGGGUUGCGGGAUGUGCAGGCUCUGAACCAGAUCCCCCGCCAUGGUGUGUCUGGUUCCAGAGCUACUGGGGCUCACGUAGGGAUGCAGGGCUUUGGGGUGAGGUGGGAGGAAGGUUUGUGGAGUGGCAGGAACUUUCUCUGUGUCCUCUGCAUCGCCCCUGCCACAAAAGUCUUCUCUCCAGUUCUCAUGUGGGGAAACAGGUUCAGACAGGGGAAGCAGGUGCCUGGGUGGUGGGUUCUCAUUCUGCAGGACUCUCAGUCCAUUGCUCGUUCUACUUACCCAAGGCGGAGUGGGUGUUGGAGUGAGGCUGUCUUCUCUACUCAGUGCUCCCUGGCCCGGGGCACCUCGGGGGCUGCCCUGCUGGGCACCUCGGAGCCUGGGAGGUGGAGAGAAAAUGGACCAUAUGGGCAAAGCCAAGCCCAGCUGGCUACACCUUGAUGGCACCCGUCCUACUCGGGUCACUGUGCAGAGAACCUGGAAGCCAGGGUGGUAGGAUGGGCAUGGGCGGGGAAAGGGAUGGAAACCACUGUGUCUUGGACACCUUUGUGCCAGGCUCUACCCAGGGCAGUGCCUCCUGGUGGCAGGGUCACUGUGCUUAAUCUCCACCAGGCUGAAUCCCAGCUUGCACACCGGGGGCCAUUAUAUCUCACUCCUAGAAUGCUAGCAGAUGCCAGGACCAUUGACGAGCCUUGCCAUGGGCAUUUUCUCCCCUCCUCAUCCCCAGCCUGGCCCUAAGACAGGUCCCAGAAAUCAUGGAGGAAAAUGCUGAGCACAGGGCUGGGUAGCAUCUUGUGCAAAGGGCCUGCACCCUGGCCCAUCCGCUCCCUGACCAGGAGCUAGCAGCCCUAUAAUUGCCUCUGUUUUUUUCUGGGCCUCAAUUCCCCUGCUUCUGCUGAUGGGCCCCCUCCACCCAGACCAUCCCACGAGAGAGACUGCAGCUGCCCACGAUGAAGCCCAGAGAGACAACCUGUUAGUCCUCACCGUGGCCACGAGGGAGACCGAGGGCUUCCGCCGCUUCAAGCGCUCGGCGCAGUUCUUCAACUACAAGAUCCAGGCGCUGGGCCUGGGGGAGGACUGGGACGUGGAGAGGGGGAUGACGGCGGGUGGAGGACAGAAGGUCCGGCUGCUGAAGAAGGCGCUGGAGAAGCACGUGGACAAGGAGGACCUGGUCAUUCUCUUCACAGACAGCUAUGACGUGGUGUUCGCCUCUGGGCCCCGGGAGCUCCUGAAGAAGUUCCGGCAGGCCAGGAGCCGCGUGGUGUUCUCCGCGGAGGAGCUCAUCUACCCCGACCGCCGACUAGGGCCCAAGUACCCCGAGGUCUCCGAUGGCAAGAGGUUCCUGGGCUCUGGAGGCUUCAUUGGCUAUGCCCCCAACCUCAGCAAGCUGGUGGCUGAGUGGGAGGGUCAGGACAGCGACAGCGACCAGCUCUUUUACACCAAGAUCUUCUUGGACCCGGAGAAGCGGGGCCAGAUCAACAUCUCCCUGGACCAUCGCUGCCGCAUCUUCCAGAACCUGGACGGAGCCUUGGAUGAAGUUGUGCUCAAGUUUGAAAUGGGCCACGUGAGAGCUCGGAACCUGGCCUAUGACACCCUCCCAGUCCUGAUCCACGGCAACGGGCCCACCAAGCUGCAGCUGAACUACCUGGGCAACUACAUCCCGCGUUUCUGGACCUUCGAGACGGGCUGCACCGUGUGUGACGAGGGCCUGCGCAGCCUCAAGGGCAUCGGGGACGACGCUCUGCCCGUGGUCCUGGUCGGCGUGUUCAUCGAGCAGUCCACGCCGUUCCUAUCCCUGUUCUUUCAGCGGCUCCUGCGCCUCCACUACCCCCGGAGCCAGAUGCGGCUUUUCAUUCACAACCAUGAGCAGCACCACAAGGCCCAGGUGGAGCAGUUCCUGGCCCAGCACGGCGGUGAGUACCAGUCAGUGAAGCUGGUGGGCCCCGAGGUGCGGACGGCAAACGCCAAUGCCAGGAACCUGGGCGCGGACCUGUGCCGGCAGGACCACGCCUGCACCUACUACUUCAGCAUGGACUCUGAUGUGGCUCUCACUGAGCCCGACAGCCUGCGGCUGCUGAUCGAGCAGAACAAGAACGUCAUCGCGCCCCUCCUGACGCGCCACGGGAGACUGUGGUCGAACUUUUGGGGGGCGCUGAGUGCGGAGGGAUACUACGCUCGCUCCGAGGACUACGUGGACAUUGUACACGGCCGACGUGUUGGAGUCUGGAAUGUGCCCUACAUCUCCAACGUCUACUUGAUCAAGGGCAGUGCCCUGCGGGCAGAGCUGCAGCAGACAGACCUGUUCCACCACAGGAAGCUGGACCCUGACAUGGCUUUCUGUGCCAACAUCCGGCAGCAGGAGGUGUUCCUGUUCCUGACCAACCGGCACAGCUUUGGCCACCUGCUGUCCCUGGACAGCUACCAGACCACCCACCUCCACAACGACCUCUGGGAGGUCUUCAGCAACCCCGAGGACUGGAAGGAGAAGUACAUCCACGAGAACUACACCAAGGCCCUGGCGGGGAAGCUGGUGGAGACGCCUUGCCCCGAUGUCUACUGGUUCCCCAUCUUCACGGAGACGGCCUGUGAUGAGCUGGUGCAGGAGAUGGAACACUUCGGCCAGUGGUCCCUCGGUGACAACAAGGACAACCGCAUCCAGGGCGGCUAUGAAAACGUGCCGACCAUCGACAUCCACAUGAACCAGAUCAGCUUCGAGCGGGAGUGGCACAAGUUCCUGGUGGAGUACAUCGCCCCCAUGACGGAGAAGCUGUACCCCGGCUACUACACCAGGGCCCAGUUCGACCUGGCCUUUGUUGUCCGCUACAAGCCAGAUGAGCAGCCCUCGCUGAUGCCGCACCACGACGCCUCCACCUUCACUGUCAACAUUGCCCUCAACCGAGUCGGGGAGGACUACGAGGGCGGCGGCUGCCGGUUCCUGCGCUACAAUUGCUCCGUCCGAGCCCCGCGGAAGGGCUGGGCUCUCCUGCACCCCGGACGGCUCACACACUACCACGAGGGGCUCCCCACCACCAGGGGCACCCGCUACAUCGCCGUCUCCUUCGUGGACCCCUAACUGGCCAACCCCACCCCUUGGACCUUUCCUCUUGGCCGACAACCGGGCCGUGGGGUCCCUGCCAUCCUGGCGCAGCUUCCAGACCCUUGAUUUCCGUUGCCCUCGGAGCUGCCACUGUGGGGACUGAGCCAGGCCAGCGACAGAGCAGCCUCGGGGCCGGGGCUUUUGUGGUGCUCCAGGGUCAGCCCCAGGGGGCACAGAUCAUUUUCACACUUUUAGUGACUUGUCUUCCCCCCAAACACCCAGCACCCUCUUCCUCCCAUUGGAGCAGUCUCGCCACUGAGUGAAAGGGGGAAGCCACUCCCCAGAGCUCCUCUGACACAGCGGCAGCCCCUCGGGGUUCUGCCUCCAGCUUUGGGAUGACACGGAGACCUGAUGGUGCCGGUUUCUGCCCUGAGCUGCUCAAGAGCCUUCCACCAAGCUCCAUCAUGAGAGCAAACUUGUCCCUGGACUCAAAACCUCCCAGAGGACAGCAAAGGCAUUGCUGAUGCAGCCUGGGGAGGAGAGUGAGCAUCUGCAUUCCACUGGGUCACUCUGUCCGAGUGCCUGUGGUGGGAGAGGGACAGUCAGAAACAACAGAGUUCUAUUAAAGGUGUUCAAAACACAGAGUGGAGG
Messenger RNA from Fukomys damarensis (Damara mole-rat), 4006 nucleotides. It is a transcript of the gene Plod1, whose product is annotated as procollagen-lysine,2-oxoglutarate 5-dioxygenase 1. Gene Ontology annotation, molecular function: procollagen-lysine 5-dioxygenase activity; L-ascorbic acid binding; iron ion binding. Gene Ontology annotation, biological process: peptidyl-lysine hydroxylation. Bases 1217 to 3391 code for a protein of 724 amino acids. The record is from RefSeq and is a predicted model, not a curated record. Lineage: Eukaryota; Metazoa; Chordata; Mammalia; Rodentia; Bathyergidae. The transcript is spliced from 19 exons. Gene Ontology annotation, cellular component: endoplasmic reticulum.